Molecule: messenger RNA, 786 nt
Organism: Erigeron canadensis
Lineage: Eukaryota; Viridiplantae; Streptophyta; Magnoliopsida; Asterales; Asteraceae
Product: extensin-2-like
Exons: 1
Coding region: 1-786 (261 amino acids)
Biological process (GO): cellular response to nitrogen starvation; response to osmotic stress
Source: RefSeq, a predicted model, not a curated record
AUGAAAAUCACCAUGUUAUGUGUAUGUCUUAUUCUUCUACUUCUAGUAAAAAAGGAUUUGUAUUCUGUAGAGGCAUCGAAAAUACAAAUUGUACAUUCUCAAGUUAUUCCAAGAGCUCCAUAUGUGUCUGACAUUUCGCAUAAGGAUUCGCGAUCAAGCCCCGAAGAGCGACAUAAAGUCUCACCUCCAUCAGGCUUUAUGUCUUACACAUGGCAAGAGAAUUCAGUACCGAGCCUAGGUGCGGGUCACAAAGUCCUACCUUCAUCUGACUUUAUGUCAUACACGUCGCAAAAAAGAUCAGAACCAAGUCCAGGCGCUGGACACGAAAUCCCACCUCCAAGCUUUAUGUCAUACAUGUCACAAAAAAGAUCGGGACCGAGCCCAGGCGCAGGACAUGGAACUCCACCUCCAAGCUAUAUGUCAUUCAUAUCACAAAAAAGAUCAGGACCGAGUCCAGGCGCUGGACAUGAUUCCCCACCUCCAAGCUAUAUGUCAUACACGUCACAAAAAAGAUCAGGUUCGAGCCCAGGCGCUGGACAUGAUACCCCACCUCCAAGCUAUUUGUUAUAUACGUCACAAAAAAGAUCAGGACCGAGCCCAGGCGCUGGACAUGAAAUUCCACCUCUAAGCUUUAUGUCAUACACAUCACAAAAAAGAUCUGGACCGAGUCCAGACGCAGGACAUGAAAUCCCACCUCUGGCUUUUUUAUUUGACACACCACGAAAAAAUUCAGGACCUAGACCAGGCGAAGGUCACAAAGUCCCGCCUACACCUACCCAAAGCUAA